AACAGGACAGCAUUCCCAAAAAGAUUUCAAGACAGACAACGUGAGGCAGCAAGGGACAGGAUAGGAACGUAGAUGUUCCCUGAGCAAACAACUGGAAGCAGUUUUUGUAAAACCUGGUUAGAGAGACAGCCAAACAAGGACAUUGUUUAUAUGACAGACGGAUAUGAUGACAGAAAACCUGAUGAGCCACAGGACCCAAACAAUGUGAUUUUUCAUCCUGCCAUUAGUCUCUGUCAGCAGCUGUUUUAUACUUAACAGGGUUUGCUUUUAAGCCUAUUUGGUCUGUGGUUUGGCCUGAGAUACACACAGGAAUGGACAGCAGUGACCCGCAAGACGACGAAAGAGGAGGCGGAAGGAAAGAGAGCGAUGGAGAGAACGGUAAACAGCUGAAAAACCAACUCAACUGUGAGGAAAAAGGAGAGAAGGAGAUCCAAGUGAACGAGAAGGAGAAGAAAGAGACCCGACAUUCUGGGUCUCUAUGGAGGAAUGGAUGGGCACCGAGUGAAAGACUGGCCAUCAAUGUCUCUGGGAUGCGCUAUGAAACUCAGCUUCGCACCUUAGCCCAAUUCCCUGACACCUUGCUUGGUGACCCUAGGCGUAGGUUACGGUACUUUGACCCACUUCGAAACGAGCUCUUCCUAGACCGAAACCGUGCCUGCUUUGAUGCCAUUCUGUACUUCUACCAGUCAGGAGGAAGGCUUCGGAGGCCCGCGAACAUACCCCUGGACAUCUUUAUGGAUGAGCUGUUGUUCUACGAGCUGGGACAGGACAUUAUGAGUCGCUUCAAGGAGGACGAAGGUUUUGCAAAAGAGGAGGAGAGGCCGCUACCGUCCAACGAAAUCCAGAAAAGACUAUGGAUGUUGUUUGAGCACCCCGAGUCCUCAUCAGGCGCACGCAUCAUAGCCAUCAUCAGUGUCAUGGUCAUUGUGGUGUCCAUCCUCAUCUUCUGCCUGGAGACAUUGCCUGACUUCAGGAAUGAGAAAGAAGCACGAGAGGCAUAUUUUUACAAGUACCACUCCCAGGCAAAGAACAUAUCUGAGAACAUGCCUCUUCCACACAGUGUUUUCCAUGACCCCUUCUUCCUGGUAGAAACCGUCUGCAUAUGCUGGUUCUCCUUCGAGCUCCUCAUGCGCUUUGCUUGUUCUCCCAGCAAGAUGUACUUCUUCAAGGAUGUCAUGAACAUCAUCGAUUUCAGUGCCAUCCUACCCUUUUUUGUCACUCUGGGAACGGAGCUGGCCAAGGAUAAUGACGCCUCUCCAGCCACAUCCUUGGCCAUCAUCAGAGUCAUCAGGUUAGUGAGGGUGUUCAGGAUCUUUAAGUUGUCUCGUCACUCUAAGGGCCUUCAGAUUCUUGGUCAGACACUGAAGGCCAGCAUGCGUGAACUGGGCCUGCUUAUCUUCUUCCUGUUUAUUGGCGUCAUCAUCUUCUCCAGUGCCAUCUACUUUGCUGAGGCUGACCACACCGACACACACUUUAUCAGCAUACCACAUGCCUUCUGGUGGGCAGUUGUCACCAUGACCACAGUGGGCUAUGGUGACAUGUACCCAGCAACGGUGUGGGGUAAGCUAGUGGGCUCAAUGUGCGCCAUUGCUGGUGUUCUCACCAUCUCGCUGCCAGUGCCCGUCAUAGUGUCCAACUUUAGCUACUUCUACCAUCGGGAGACUGAAUGUGAGGAUAAUACCGAGUACACACACGUCCAGACGGGUCUGUGGGAGGACAAGGGUCCAGAAGGGGAGAUAGAGGAAAUAGAGGAAGGGGAUAGAGAUCCAGAGGGAGAUUAUUAUGCCAUUGAAGGCAUAUGCAACCCUUUGAAUGGGACUUUGCUGGGUGGACUGUGUACAGGGCAGGGCACAGAGUUCAGAGGAGGAAACAUGUAUCUGAGGGAACCACUGGUUACUCAAGUGUAGAGAGGCGAGUGUUACAGUGUACCAUUUGACAAAGACACACUAGGAAAAAAUGAUUUGAAGGGAAUGAAAAAACAAAAUGAAUUCAAUCAAUGAAAUUAGAAGAAAAAAAAACGGGAGAAAUAAAAACCACACUAAUAUGCCACUAAAUACUUUUUAUUGCCUUUCUUUGUUCAUUUAUAUGUAUUUAUUAAAUCACUAGCCAGGCAAAUGUUGCUGAAAGGCCACUAUUGUAUAAUAAAUAACAAUAAAAGACGUUUUGCGUUUUACAUUCUCAGGGUGUUUAUAUAAAUAUAAUAUGAGCCGUAUUUAUUAAUGCUAUCAGCUUGUGUUUGAAAAUUACUUUCUGAAUGUCUGUUCUGUGCCUUGAAACUAUGAUGUCUUAGUAUUGUCAUGUUUUGGUUUAAUGUUUGAAGUGGAAGCAGAUAGAUUAUUGGCAAUACAGAUGUCAUGUCUCAUCCAAAACUCAACCAAACACCAGCAAAGCCGUCGCUGCAGACAGAGUGAGAUCUCCCGUAAACCAACCCCACAUUCUCAACACUCUUCUGUGAGUAAUGUACAAAGUUCACAUUUGUGUAGUUUUGGCUUAUGUGACCUGAAGUGACUGACAUGACCUCCAUCAUGCUGUAAUACAACCCUGUUGCAUUACUUAUUGACAUUGAUUGUUACCCAUUUGUGUGUAAGAGGAAGGUUUUGAUUGCUAUAACAAAAGUUCUGUAUUUACUUGCUUAAGUAUGCACUCAGUGUUUUUAAUAAAGAUUAUAUUUUA
Messenger RNA from Etheostoma spectabile (orangethroat darter), 2673 nucleotides. RefSeq names its product potassium voltage-gated channel subfamily A member 7. Gene Ontology annotation, biological process: protein homooligomerization; potassium ion transmembrane transport; action potential. Gene Ontology annotation, cellular component: membrane; voltage-gated potassium channel complex. The transcript has 3 exons. NCBI's taxonomy places the organism in Eukaryota, Metazoa, Chordata, Actinopteri, Perciformes, Percidae. The record is from RefSeq and is a predicted model, not a curated record. Gene Ontology annotation, molecular function: protein binding; delayed rectifier potassium channel activity. The coding region runs from base 312 to 1907 and encodes 531 amino acids.